Messenger RNA from Brassicogethes aeneus, 1473 nucleotides. Lineage: Eukaryota; Metazoa; Arthropoda; Insecta; Coleoptera; Nitidulidae. The record is from the annotation of a GenBank genome assembly.
GAAGAAUAUAUUUAGGAUAUUUAAAAUGCAUAAUAUAUUAAUAAUAUAAUAUGAAAUCGGUUUAAAUAACCACAAAAACAAAAUGGCAUUAGGACAUCAAAUAUUCUCGGUUAAAUUAAAGAGAAAAUAUUUAGUUUGUGUUAUUGGUAUAGCAACUUUAACAUAUUUGAUAAUUUCAUAUCUACAAAAGAAAACUGUUGAACAUAUAGAACCCCCUACCAGACUGGUUCCUGAAAAGUUUAUUAAACAAGUUGAAUAUAAUACUGACUUUAAAAUUAUGUUGAUAAAAGAAAAGAUAAAAAGAUUUGAACAUCGAUUUAACAAAACACGUUCAAUUAUUUUAAACAGUAAGCCCAUGUUAAAACCUAAUUAUAAUGUACAUGUAUUUUACUAUGCUUGGUAUAACAAUCCAGAAAUAAAUGGAGAGUAUAGGCAUUGGAAUCACAACUAUUUGGAUAAUUGGAAAAAAUAUGACAGUAGAAUAUACCCCAAAGGAUCUCACAGACCCCCAAACGAUAUUGGGUCAAAUUAUUAUCCAUUAUUGGGCUGCUAUAGUUCUACUGAUAAGGAUAUAAUUGAAACCCACUUAAAAUAUUUAAGAGAUUCAGGGAUUGGUGUUUUGGUAAUUUCAUGGGCUCCUCCUAACUAUACAGAUUCCCCUCAUGAGAUGUUGGCAACUUUAUUUAGAACUGCAUUAAAUUACGAGAUAAAAAUAGCUCUACAUGUUGAACCUUAUAAUGGAAGGAAUCCUGUAAACCUUCUGGAGCAUUUAAAAGAGUUUUUAAAAUUGUAUGGAAAUCAUCCAGCUUUGUAUAAAAUUAAAAAGCCUUUGGGGCAGCAAAUGGUUCCUCUGAUUUAUAUCUAUGACUCAUAUUUAAUUCCAGCUGCUGCCUGGAAGGAGGUUUUUGGUAACAAAGGUAAUCUUAGUGUUAGAGGAACAUGGUUAGAUGCAAUUUAUAUUGGUUUACUGGUAGAACUACAGCACAAAAGUCACAUAAGAAAGUCCGGUUUUGAUGGAUUUUACACGUAUUUUGCUACAAAUAGCUUUACUUAUGGUAGUACUUGGAAAAAUUGGCCUGUUUUGACAAAGUUUGCCCUUCAAAAUGGGCUUAUUUUUAUACCUUCAGUAGGGCCAGGGUACAUUGACACCAAAGUUAGGGCUUGGAACUCUGCAAAUAUUAGACAUAGAGCAAAUGGGCAGUAUUAUGAUGUUGCAUGGGGAACUGCCAUAAAUAAUAAUGCCCUGUAUGUCUCCAUUACAAGUUUCAAUGAAUGGCAUGAAGGUACACAAAUAGAACCAGCCGUUGCCAAAACUGUACAAGGGUACAAAUAUUUAGACUAUGAACCUGAAGGACCAUACUACUAUUUAAAUUUGACAAGAUCAUGGAUAGAUCAGUUUGAAAAAAGUUUAAAUUAACUUUGAGUAGGAACAUUCCAAUUUAAAUGUUUUUAAAAUGUGUUUUUAUGGCUGUG